AGGUCCGGAGACCAUGUUUGCACGAUGCAUACUCGGAGAUGCCGACAUCUCUGGGAUUGCCUUGGCUCCUGGUGAGAGCUGCGCUAUGGAUGCCAGGACCGGAGCUGCGUUUCAGAUUGCCAUCCGGGAACAGGCCCAAGCAGCUCGUGGCUAUGGAGAUCUCGGCAGCGAGCUGAGAGAAAUGAUCCGUGAAUGUGAUGGACGUGAUGGCCUCAGCCAGCGCCAUGUCUAUGUCUGGAAGACCAAAACCAGGAAGACCGAAGGGAGGACCAAAAGGACCAAAAUUGAAAUGAAGAUUGCGCCAGGAAGUCUUGUUGGAAAGCAUCCCCAGACAUGGGACGCCUUCAAGGACUUGGAACGCUCUGCGCAUGUGGAUGUGGAGGACAACACGCCAUCCAAUAUGCCGUCCAACAUGCCCUCCAACAUGCCAUCCAAUGCGCCCAGCAAUCGGCCUGAUUCCGGAAAUCGGCCUGAUCCCCCAGGGGUGGUAGCAGAAGAGCCUUGAUUUUCUGGCAGAUGAUGGCCUGAAGUUCGAAGAACUUUUUUUUUGGUUUCACCAGUUUUCGGCAUUUCUUGGCAGCUGAGUGAAGGUCUGAUAUGGUACCCCAAAAUUGGGAUGCCCUGUCAAAGGUAUUUUGCUUUCAAAGAGACGGCUUCACAGCCCAAACUCGCCCGUUGGUGGUUUCAAAUACGUGGUUCUCCAUCCCCACGGGGUGAUGGCAGUGAUGAUGAUGAUGAUGAUGAUGAUGAUG
Molecule: messenger RNA, 752 nt
Organism: Cladocopium goreaui
Lineage: Eukaryota; Dinophyceae; Suessiales; Symbiodiniaceae
Source: the annotation of a GenBank genome assembly